Messenger RNA from Mya arenaria, 2136 nucleotides. Its product is annotated as transcription intermediary factor 1-beta-like. NCBI's taxonomy places the organism in Eukaryota, Metazoa, Mollusca, Bivalvia, Myida, Myidae. The transcript is spliced from 2 exons. Bases 159 to 1880 code for a protein of 573 amino acids. The record is from RefSeq and is a predicted model, not a curated record.
UAUUGAAGAAGCAAAUACUUAUGGGAUAUGAAUUAUUCAGUUUUUUUCGUGGGAUAUGAAAUCACCACAUCCUGACAAAUGUUUAAAAAUCUUCAAAUGAUUUAGAACAUAUCAGAGAAAACUUUAAAAAGUGGAAUAAUUCAUCUACAUAAUUCACAAUGGCUUGGAAACAUAGACCAUUGAAUGAUUCAGUAUCAAAUGCCUCUGAUGAGAUACAUGACUUUUCUUGUUCUGUAUGUAAAGAUGACAAUUUAAACAUCCAGGCAAAACAUUUUUGUGGGGACUGCUCGAAUUAUUACUGUGACGAGUGUCUGAAAUUCCAUGCCAAAAUACAUAAGCCCCAUGUUGUGUUUGGUCGCAAGGAUGUGGACAAGUGGGUGGUGCAAGGUGAUGCCCUGGUUACGUGUGACCUUCACCCUCCGACGGUCUUGGAACUGCUGUGUGAGGAUCACGCUGAGCUCUGUUGUCACCUCUGUGUGUCACUUAACCACAGGAUGUGCAAAAGAGUCGACUUGAUAUCUGACCUGGCCAAGGGCAUACAUAAGAUGGCUGACUUCAAGCAGCUUCCAGCCAAUGUUACCAAGGUAACAGCCAGCCUCAACCAGGUGAGCGAGGCCAGAAAGAAGAAUAAAAAUUCCCUUAAGAUCUCACGCAAGUCCAUGCUGACAAAGAUCAAGUCCUUAAGGUCUUCACUGAACGAGCUGCUAGAUGAGCUGGAAAAGAGGACAGUGGAACAGAUGGACAGUGUCCUGGCUGGUAUAGAUUGGUCACUUCAGAAAGAUAUUGACCACUGUGACCUCUUACAUGACCAACUUAAGGCCUUACUGGACUCUGUUCAAGCCCACGACAAGGAGUCCAGAUCCUUUAUUGGCUACAGGAAAUGCAAGGACAAGAUGGCAGAGGGCAAUAGACUACUCCGGGAGAUGAACACUAAACAAAAGGCAACUAUCACUUUCCAGCCUGACACACGCGCUCAACAUUUGCUGUCUGACAUCAAGACACUAGGAAACAUCAAAGGGCAUCCUGAUCCAGACUUCGAACAAUCAUCUGGGCAAAUCAAACAGUCCUCUAAUAAACCCGAGGUUUUCAAGGUGAAACAGAAGAAAACAUAUGCAAUGAAUAUAAAGAACGACAAACAGGUUUGUUGUAUUGAUUGUAUUACAGAACUUCCAGGAGGAGAGAUUGUUCUGGUUGACAAUAUCAAUUGCAGAGUAAAGGUGCUAGACAGCGAAUACAAAGUGACAGCCCACUGUGACCUCCCUGAGUUUCCACAGGACAUAUGCAACAUCUCAGACCAUGAAGUGGCUGUAGCUUUUGAAAUCGGGACUGACAGGAAUGAGGUAUACUUUCUCACCGUGUCAGCUGACAACAUCAAGAUGACCAGGAAGUUCUCAGUAGAUCAUUCAUGUAACGCAAUCAAGCACCAUGAGGGCGAGCUGUAUGUGGGUACCGCCACUGCACUGUACCUAUAUACAAUGACAGGGAGGCUGGAACGGAAGGUAUAUGAAGACACAUCUGGCGAAGUUACAGUGAACGGCUUUGACUUGAGCUCAGAUGGCAUGAAGUUAUAUAUACCAGUCUCCAGCUACAAUAAGGUUAAUAUUAUUGACAAAAGAGGCAAUAUUUUGGCCACACUGCAAGACCCUGACUUUGACUGGCCUUACAGUGUACAUGUGAGUGGCACUGGUCAUGUUUUUGUGUGCUCACUUGAAUCCAAUACAGUGGUGCAGAUUGACCAGGAAGGCAGGAAGAAGCUGGCCACAUUGGUCAGGAAAGGAGAUAGCAUCAACAAACCAAUGGCAGUCUUGCAUAGCACCCACACUGGCAGGCUCAUCGUAGGGGGAGAACAAAAUGACAUUCUUGUGAUGGAACUACAGUAAUAAUAAGUGGUUAAUAAAAGAUGUAGAGUGAAUAAAGAUGAACAUGGAUAAUUUGUGGAAAGUGUAUUUGAAUGAAGUUAUUCAAUACCAAUACAUGUAUGUACAAAAUAAUCACAAUGAAGGAUGCCUGGGUUCCUGGUAAAUCCACUACUUCAAAUUUGUUCAAUGGCAACUGUAUUUUGUAUUAGGAAAACAAUUGUUUUACAUUGUAUGCUAUUUGACGUGUGCUUUAAAAUAAAAAUACUAGUACAUAAUA